UAGACAAUUAUCAGGACCAUCAAGCAGCAGAAGGCAUCUUGUCCAGCCCGAUCCCUCCAAUGCAGUUCCCACACUUUGAGGAGAGCAGACAGAAGGCCACCACUGGGUCUCGGGAGCAGGACAUAGGCUCCCUUCAUGUCUCCAAAAGACAGCGCAAACUGCUGAAAACAAGUCCCCCAAUCAGUCACACCAACAAUAAUGUUUCUGUGUCUUCUUCCUCUUCUUCCUCCUCAUCCUCAGUCUCCUCCUCCUCUGCCUCUGUCUCUUUUUCCCCCGAUAUCCUACAAGCACGGCGGAAACUAAUGAAGGAUGUGUGUGCUAAGUACAAAAGCAGAAUCUCCAAGACCAUCACAGGCGAUCAUGUGAAACACCUGUAUGUGGAGGACAAGCACAAGUUGUUGUACUGCCAGGUGCCCAAGGCCGGCUGUUCCAACUGGAAAAGGACCCUGAUAGUGCUGGCAGGCAAGGCCCGCAAUGCUCAGAGCCUUCAACACGACACAGUCCACUACGGCCAGAAACUCAGGACACUUAACACCUUUGACCGUCAGGGAAUCAUGCAACGCUUGGAGACCUACACCAAAAUCGUUUUUGUGCGAGAGCCCUUGGAGAGAAUCGUGUCAGCAUACAGGGACAAGUUUGAAAAUCCCAACAACUACUACCACAAUCUGUUUGGGAAACCCAUCAUUUCCAAGUACAGGGUGAACCCAUCCUGGGCAGCCCUGAAGACAGGCAACGGGGUCACAUUCAAGGAGUUUGUUCGUUACCUGCUGGAUGUCCACCGGCCAGUGGGAAUGGACAUCCACUGGGAGCAGAUGAAUCAGCUCUGCCAUCCUUGUCUCAUAGACUAUGACUUCAUUGGCAAGUUUGAGAACAUGGAGGAAGAGUCCAACUUUCUUUUGCGAUUGACUGGGGCGCCACCCAACAUCACACUGCCCACUUUUAAAGAUAGGAACCCAACCGACCUGAGGACUUCUCUGCAGAUCACACAAAAAUACUUUUCACAGGUCAGCCAGUCGGAGAAACAGCGAGUGUACGACUUCUACUACAUGGACUAUAUGAUGUUUAACUACUCCAAGCCUUUUAAAGAUUUAUAUUGACUGACUCCUAUCAAGACGCUUGAAUCACAGUCACAUUCCACUACGCCUACAUCGCCACCAUGAUGAAAUAUUAACAUGAAAAGGCUCAUUCACAUGCUCACAUGAAUCUUUGCAUCUAAGCAGAGAGAUCAGAGACCAAACUUCCUCUGAAUUUCGCAAAAGCUGCUUUUUAUGAAUACAUUUCUACCAGAUUAUCUUAAUUUUUAGACAACUCUGAGAUGAAAAGAUUCAUGUGAUGUCAUAUUAAAUGCUCAAAAUAGUUCUGGAAUCCACAUGGUGAGGUAGAAUAUGAAAAUUAUAAAUGUUAUGCUUAUAAAAAAGUUUAUUAUUGUUCAACAGGCUUUAAAUUAUGCCUCACUGUGAG
Molecule: messenger RNA, 1461 nt
Organism: Morone saxatilis (striped sea-bass)
Lineage: Eukaryota; Metazoa; Chordata; Actinopteri; Moronidae
Product: carbohydrate sulfotransferase 8-like
Exons: 1
Coding region: 60-1097 (345 amino acids)
Biological process (GO): carbohydrate biosynthetic process; proteoglycan biosynthetic process
Cellular component (GO): membrane
Molecular function (GO): sulfotransferase activity
Source: RefSeq, a predicted model, not a curated record